GCAGGACUAGGAUGGGGGAUGGGCCUGUGACAGGAGGUGCCCUGGGCGUCCUCUUUUGGCCCCAUGGAGUCCUCACCCAACCCCCAGUCAGCAGGGAACUCUUCCUUUUUAGGGAGAGUCCCUCAGACUCCAGGCCCCUCAACUGCCAGUGGGGUCCCGGAGGUGGGGCUGAAGGAUGUGGCUUCAGAGUCUGUGGCCCUCUUCUUCAUGCUCCUGUUGGAUCUGACGGCUGUGGCUGGCAAUGCGGCUGUGAUGGCAGUUAUCGCUAAGACUCCUGCCCUCCGAAAAUUUGUCUUCGUCUUCCACCUCUGCCUGGUGGACCUUCUGGCCGCCCUGACCCUCAUGCCCCUAGCCAUGCUCUCCAGCUCUGCCCUUUUUGACCAUGACCUCUUUGGGGAGGUCGCGUGCCGCCUCUACUUGUUUCUGAGUGUAUGCUUUGUCAGCCUUGCCAUCCUCUCCGUGUCGGCCAUCAAUGUGGAGCGCUACUAUUACGUGGUACACCCCAUGCGCUACGAGGUGCGCAUGACACUGGGGCUGGUGGCCUCUGUGCUGGUGGCGGUGUGGGUGAAGGCCUUGGCCAUGGCUUCCGUGCCAGUGUUGGGAAGGGUCUCCUGGGAGGAAGGAGCUCCCAGCAUCCCCCCAGGCUGCUCGCUCCAGUGGAGCCGCAGUGCCUACUGUCAGCUUUUUGUGGUGGUCUUUGCAGUCCUUUACUUCUUGUUGCCCCUACUCCUCAUCCUUGUCGUCUACUGCAGCAUGUUCCGAGUGGCUCGCGUGGCUGCCAUGCAGCAUGGGCCCCUGCCCACAUGGAUGGAGACACCCCGGCAACGCUCGGAAUCGCUCAGCAGCCGUUCCACUAUGGUCACCAGCUUGGGGGCCCCCCAGACGACUCCACACCGGACGUUUGGGGGAGGGAAGGCGGCAGUGAUCCUCCUGGCUGUGGGGGGUCAGUUCCUGCUUUGUUGGUUGCCCUACUUCUCUUUCCACCUUUACGUGGCCCUGAGUGCUCAGCCCAUUUCAACUGGGCAGGUGGAGAGUGUGGUCACCUGGAUCGGCUACUUCUGCUUCACUUCCAAUCCCUUCUUCUAUGGAUGCCUCAACCGGCAGAUCCGGGGGGAGCUCAGCAAGCAAUUUGUCUGCUUCUUCAAGCCAGCUCCAGAAGAGGAACUGAGGUUGCCUAGCCGGGAGGGCUCAAUUGAGGAGAACUUCUUGCAAUUCCUUCAGGGGACAGGCUGUCCCUCCGAGUCCUGGAUUUCCCGACCCCUACCCAGUCCCAAGCAGGAGCCACCAGCUGUUGACUUUCGAAUUCCAGGCCAGAUAGCUGAGGAGACCUCUGAGUUCCUAGAGCAGCAACUCACUAGUGACAUCAUCAUGUCGGACAGCUACCUCCGUCCUGCCCCCUCACCCAGGCUGGAAUCAUGAUGGGUGGUUGGACACUUGAGGGUGCUAGGACUGGGGCUAGUUAUGAUUGCAAGG
Molecule: messenger RNA, 1473 nt
Organism: Chrysochloris asiatica (Cape golden mole)
Lineage: Eukaryota; Metazoa; Chordata; Mammalia; Afrosoricida; Chrysochloridae
Gene: GPR61
Product: G protein-coupled receptor 61
Exons: 1
Coding region: 64-1419 (451 amino acids)
Biological process (GO): G protein-coupled receptor signaling pathway
Cellular component (GO): signaling receptor complex; endosome; plasma membrane
Molecular function (GO): G protein-coupled receptor activity
Source: RefSeq, a predicted model, not a curated record